Messenger RNA from Antrostomus carolinensis (chuck-will's-widow), 1020 nucleotides. RefSeq names its product leucine rich repeat containing 39 (gene LRRC39). The record is from RefSeq and is a predicted model, not a curated record. The transcript is spliced from 8 exons. NCBI's taxonomy places the organism in Eukaryota, Metazoa, Chordata, Aves, Caprimulgiformes, Caprimulgidae. Gene Ontology annotation, molecular function: protein binding. The coding region runs from base 1 to 1020 and encodes 339 amino acids.
AUGGCAGAAACUGCAGUUUGCGUGGGAACAUUCACUGCUGUGAAGACACUUUGGGAAGUGAGAAUCCACAAGAUAAAUGAAGAAUUACAGAAAGAAAAGGAAUUCAGAGAGAGGUCUGCAGGAAGGCUGCUACUUGUCUGGGAGGAGAGAGCUGCUUUAGCAAAGCUCAAAGAAAAAGUUAUUCAUGAAGAUGGAAGAGCAAUUUUAAGGAUAGAGGAAGAAGAAUGGAAGACACUACCUUCGUGCUUACUGAAACUAGUCCAUCUCCAGGAAUGGCAGCUUCACAGAACUAGUUUGCAGAAAAUUCCUCAGUUCAUUGGAAGAUUUCACAAUCUUGUUGUUCUGGACCUAUCCCGGAACUCAAUUGAAAGUGUACCUAAAGAAAUUGGCCAGCUGACUAGACUCCAAGAGCUACUUCUCAGCUACAAUAGAAUAAAGUCUGUUCCUAAAGAAAUAAGUAACUGUGUCAGUCUGGAAAGAUUGGAACUGGCUGUCAACAGGAGUAUCUGUGAUCUUCCUCCUCAGCUUAGUGAUUUAAAGAAGCUUUCACACAUAGAUUUGUGCAUGAAUCAGUUUACUACCAUCCCUUCAGCUCUUCUCAACAUGCCCAAUCUAGAAUGGUUAGAUAUGGGGGGAAAUAAACUCCAGGAGCUUCCCGAUGCAAUUGACAGAAUGGAAAAUCUCCACACUUUAUGGCUCCAAAGGAAUGAGAUCAACUCUUUGCCAGAAACCAUUGGUAAUAUGAAAAAUCUUAGUACUCUUGUUCUUAGCAACAACAAGCUUAAGGAUAUUCCAGCUUGUAUGAAGGACAUGACAAAUCUGAGGUUUGUCAACUUCAGAGACAACCCACUGGAGUUAGAGGUAACACUCCCUCCAUGUGAGAAUACAGAAGAGGAAGAGCAACAGGAAAUGUUUGGCAUUGAAUUCAUGCACCUGUAUAUCCAGGAGUCACUUGAGAGAACAGGAAGUCUGGAAAGUUGUACUUCUGGUCCUUCUCCUAUCAUAAAUGCUAAUGAAUAA